This is a messenger RNA of Clupea harengus (Atlantic herring), 1751 nucleotides long. It is a transcript of the gene cdk2ap1, whose product is annotated as cyclin dependent kinase 2 associated protein 1. The record is from RefSeq and is a predicted model, not a curated record. Gene Ontology annotation, cellular component: cytoplasm; nucleus. Lineage: Eukaryota; Metazoa; Chordata; Actinopteri; Clupeiformes; Clupeidae.
AUAUCAAUAAAAUUGCAACUAAACUAACAUGCACAUCCAACAGUACCACUGAAGGAUAACCAUAAUCAGAGGGUCUCCACUACAGCAUUCUUCAGGGGUGGACCUUACUUUUACAACUGGCCCAGAUGGAUUGCAGAGCCACAGAUGUGGUAGAUGUAGGAGGAAGCCAAGUUAUGUUCACCUAUAGAUCAUGGACAAUCAAGUUUUAACCAGUCCUGCUGUGAGUUCUGGGGCAGCAGUCAAUUGUUUUGAAACUAAUCUUACACAACUCUUAAAUUCUUUAAAUAUUUUUAUGAUAAAAUCUCUUUUUUUUUUCAUCUGAUUUUUCCUACACGGAUGAAUGAGUUAUAAAUGUUUUUUACUCUUGGAGAUUUAAAUGUCUUAAAAUAUUUUCGGUUGCAUUUAGUUUUUCUGUCUCAUGACGUCUACUAGGCUACUGUUGUAUUGUUAGGCAUGUCACUGGAGGGUAUACAUUGGGCAUUAAGUAUGGUAUUUUCAGAAAUAAAUAUUUAAUUUCAGAAAGUGUCCCUCACUUUUCAACAAACGGGAUCAAAAUUGCUUCAUAAAUUAACUGACUGCCCAUGAUUAAGUUUUUUUUAUUAUUAUUUUUUUUUUAAAUCAUCUUAAGUUUUAUUGUUUAUUUGUUCUCAAAUGAAACUUGGGUCAUAUCCAAACUUCGGGUCGGAUGUGAUGUGUGAAAUAUCUGAUGCAUACGUUGAGGCCAGUGUGUCCCAUUGUGAUGGAUUUCUCUGAGUGUCAGAGUGAGAAGUGACGGCCAUGUUUGCCGGCGCCGCUGCUGUAAACAAAAAGUGUCUCCGAGACAGACGCUUCGUUGAAUUUCGGGUCAUUUUUAUUUCUUCAAUUUAUAAUGUCUUUGGGCAUGUCUUACAAACCCAAUGUUCACCAGCAGAUUCCGGGUGCUUCAGGGAACCAAGUUGGAAACAUAUCCUCAACAUCUAACAUGACAACAAUCCAGUCCUUCAGGCCGGUGGUGAAUGACUUUGGGCCACCCACCCUGGGCUUCCAACAGGGGCCAAAUGGAAACCAGGUACCUCAAAACAAAUAUGCCGAACUCCUGGCAAUCAUUGAGGAGCUUGGGAAGGAGAUCCGGCCGACGUAUGCAGGGAGCAAGACUGCAAUGGAGAGACUGAAGCGAGGCAUCAUCCAUGCCAGAGGGUUGGUCCGUGAGUGCUUGGCAGAGACAGAGAGGAAUGCAAGGUCUUAGCCAUGGCAGGCUAUACCCACCCCCUCCCCCUCCCGCACUGAACGCAGACCUGAUCAUAGAGACACUGCAUGCUCUCCUCUACAGAGAAGGCUUGGGAAUGGCAGGCAGAAGCUUUGAGUAUUUUGUUACAUAGUAAAGGCAGUCACAUGCAGGGAUGAGGGGUUUUAGGCUAUGGCUCUCAAAGGCACCCUAAAACCUGCACUGUAAAUAUAGUUAUCUUCUCAGAGCCAGUUACACGUAAAUAAGUUUUGAAUUUGAGAUAAAAAUGUAAAAAUGCAUGCAAUUGGGCAAACCCCCUUGAUUUAAUUGACUGAAAGUGCAUGGCCGUGUCAGGGUUAGAGUAGUCAAGAGCUUUGACGUGUGGAAUAUAUGUGUGUACGUUUUUAUGAUUAUCUUAACAAUAAACAAUGAAGACUUUGUAUGUUAUGACAUUAUACAAUGAGUUUCGACAGCCAGUUGCUACACCUGUUGUUUGCGUUUUGUACGUAUUUAUUACCUUGCGUAAUAAAGUGUAUUUUCAAUAAAA